AUGAGGUGCUUGCUCCCUGUCGCCCUGCUCGGGCUCUCCGCCUCAGUCCACGCAACCCCAACCGUCAUCCUCGAGGACGUACAGGGGACACCAUUAGGUUGGAGUUUCCGCGGCUACGCCGGCCCCUCGGACAAGAUCACGUUGUUUGUCGCACUGAAGGAGCCCGGAAUCCAAGAGCUGAAGGCCAAGCUGCACCAGCGGCAGAAUCCCGACCACCCCGAAUUCGGACAGCAUCUCAGCCGUGGUGAAGUCCUGCAGCACCGCCAGCCCGCGGAUGCUGCAGCGCGCGCGGUUUCCGCCUGGCUGAAAUCGAGCGGGAUCCGCGACGUCCACAACCAGGGCAGCUUGCUCAGCUUCGAAGCCACUGCGCAGACCGUCAAGUCAAUGCUCCAGGCCGACCUGGCAUACUACGCCUACAACGGCAGCGACGCGCCGCCCGUGCUGCGGGCCAAAUCGUACACCAUCCCAGUCGCGCUGCGCGACUACAUCGACUUUCCCAAACCCACCAGCCACGCUCCGACCCCAACCAGUCAUUCCACAUCCCGCCGUCCAACCUCGACUCCCACCCCCAUCGGCGUACCCGGCAACGAAAACCCGUCCCCCAACCUCCCCUGUCUCGCGGCCACGGUGCCGGACUGCAUCAAGCAGCUCUACAACAUCACCUACACGCCCCCAUCCACCCCGCCCAGCCCCGUCCGCCUCGGCAUCGCCGGCUUCCUCGAGCAAUGGGUGCUCUACUCGGACGUGGCCGAGUUCCUCGGUCGCUACGCCCCCUCCCUCUUGGGGAGCUCCACCACCACCACCAACACCACCACCCCCAGCAGCGCGGCAGCCAACUUCACCAUCGAGCCGCUCAACAACGGCACGAACCCGCAGUCCCCGCCCUCCGUCGCCGGCCUCGAAGCCUCCCUGGACGUGCAGUACGCCCUCGCGCUCGGCUACCCGGCGCAGGUGACCUACUACAGCACGGGCGGGCGGGGGAUCAAGCUGGACCCGGCGACGGGGCGGCCGUGGUGCAGCGCUGCGAACGACAACGAGCCGUACCUCGAGUUCCUGACGGCGCUGCUGGCGCGGCCUGACGACGCGCUGCCCCACGUGCUGAGCAUCAGCUACGCCGACGACGAGGCCAGCGUGCCGCGCGCGUAUGCGCGGCGCGUGUGCGACCUGUUCGCGGCCCUGGCUGCCCGCGGCGUGAGCGUGCUGGUCGCCACCGGCGACGGCGGCGCGGCGGGUACCGGGCAGACGCAGUGUGUUGUUGCUGCUUCUGCUGCUGCUGCUGGCGGGGGUGGUGUGGAUGAUGAGGGGACGACGAAGCGGUUCGUGCCCACGUUCCCCGGCAGCUGUCCGUACGUGACGGCGGUGGGCGCGACGGACAACGUGGGCCCGCCGGUGGCCGGG
Messenger RNA from Thermothielavioides terrestris NRRL 8126, 1398 nucleotides. RefSeq lists its product as uncharacterized. Gene Ontology annotation, biological process: proteolysis. The record is from RefSeq and is a predicted model, not a curated record. The transcript is spliced from 4 exons. The annotation marks the transcript as partial. Gene Ontology annotation, molecular function: serine-type endopeptidase activity; tripeptidyl-peptidase activity. NCBI's taxonomy places the organism in Eukaryota, Fungi, Ascomycota, Sordariomycetes, Sordariales, Chaetomiaceae.